AUGACUGAACCAACGGCCACAGUCGAGAAGUCAGCGGCUACAGGAGCUGCUAAGCAGACGAAUCCUGCUCCGGAUGCUGGACUUACUGCCUUGGAACAAGUGCAUGUUCCCCGUAUCUCCAUCAAGUUCUGUACACAGUGCCGGUGGAUGUUGCGGGCUGCUUAUUUUGCCCAAGAACUCCUCUCAACCUUCGGCACAGAUCUUGGCGAAGUUGCCCUCGUUCCUAUGACAGGCGGAGUCUUCACCGUCACGAUCUGGCAUGCUGAUAAAGAGGCAGUGGUGGAUGGGGGAGAAGUGAAGACGCAAGAGAUUAUUCUUUGGGAUCGAAAGAGGGAUGGAGGUUUUCCCGAGGUCAAGGCUCUCAAGUCUCUUGUAAGGAAUGUUAUUGCCCCCGAAAGAGAUCUUGGGCAUACAGACCGGGCCCUGAAGCAGCAGGCGGAGAAGAAAGAGGCGAAGGAAGAGGGAAAGAAGGAAGAGCAGGCAGAAGAGAAGAAAGAGAAAUGUGAGGACUGUGUGUGA
Messenger RNA from Penicillium longicatenatum, 519 nucleotides. RefSeq names its product Rdx family protein. The coding region runs from base 1 to 519 and encodes 172 amino acids. Lineage: Eukaryota; Fungi; Ascomycota; Eurotiomycetes; Eurotiales; Aspergillaceae. The transcript has 3 exons. The record is from RefSeq and is a predicted model, not a curated record.